Saitoella complicata NRRL Y-17804 is the source of this 1564-nucleotide messenger RNA. RefSeq lists its product as uncharacterized. Bases 246 to 1490 code for a protein of 414 amino acids. The record is from RefSeq and is a predicted model, not a curated record. The transcript has 2 exons. Lineage: Eukaryota; Fungi; Ascomycota; Saitoellomycetes; Saitoellales; Saitoellaceae.
UCCCGGAAGACGACAAGACCAAGCCAAUUGAGUUGCAUUUAUCCUCACUAGACGCAUUGUUUUCCUUGCAUUUCCACCAGAUCCAAGAUUCCCGGUGGUUUGUGGGCUAUGACGUGAGCGUCGCGCAUGCCAUGGUUUACGUUGACCCCUCGGAAAAUCUGCUAUAAAGUACACCGGACGACCCCCCCCCUCUCUGACGUUCUCCUAUACAAACACCCACAACCAAAACAAUUCAACCAACUACAAUGGCAACAAUCCGUGACGAGAUUCACAUGUCGGAGAACUCUCCUCUUACUAUGCCCAACGAUCCUCCCGCUACUACUAAUCUUGGGGCUCCCGUCGGCGCUGCUACUACCCCCUCCACUUCUGCCGAUGCCCAGUACAAUGCUGAGUACAACCAGGCUAAGCGUGAUGCGAACGCUGCCGUGAACAACGCUGAAGCCGCCGUCUCCGACACCGCCAACGCAGCCCAAGCCAAGGCCACCCAAGCAAAGGACCAAGCCGCCGCCCAGGCCAACCAGGUCGCUGGACAGGCUAAGGACGCAGCAAACCAGGCCAAGGACGUCACCGCACAGAAGGUCGGUCAGGCACAGGAGAAGGUUUCCCAGGUUGCGGGACAGGCACAGCAGGCUGCCGGUGAGGCCGCCAACGUCGCCGAGGCUUACGCUUCCAAGGCCCAUGCUCAGGUUCAGGGAUAUGCGUCUGUUGCGCAGGAGAAGGCUGCUCAGGCUGCUGAGAUUGCUCGUCAGCAGGCUGCGUAUGCGCAGCAGCGUGUUGCGGACGGUGCUGCUGUCGUCCAGAACGAUUUCGCUGGUAUCACCCGUAACGCUCAGCAAGCCGACCAACAGGCUUCCACCCCCCUCGCCAAGUACAACUCUUUCGUCUACGACUUGUGUUCGUGGAACUACCCCACCGCUUCCGCCUUUUUCUUGGCGUUGGGCUUGAGCGGGUUGGUGUUGAUCAAGUUUGUCAACAUUCCCAAGCUUGUCUUCCGUGGUGCCUGGAUCGUGUUCUUGAUCUCCGCCAUCAUCGAGUACGCCGGUAAGAUCGUCACCGGAACCGGGUUCGUUUCGACCUACGUCAAGCCCCGUACCUUCCUCACCAUCCCCCGCGAACAGCUCGACCCCGUCUUUGACGAAUGCCACGCCCUCACCAACUCCAUCCUCUCCGAAUUCCAGCGUUUGGUGUUCGCUGAGAACGUGGCACACACCCUCGUCGCAUUCGCCUUCUCCUUCAUCUUCUACCAACUCUUCAAGAUCGUCUCUCUCUGGACUCUCUCCCUCCUCACCCUCAUCGCCGCAUUCUCCAUUCCCCCCUUCUACGCCCGCAACAAGACCCAUAUCGACGCUCAGCUCAACCGCUUGAACGCCAUCGGUUCCAAGUACACUCAGCAGGCUCAGCAGGUCGUUGGUGAUUACUCCCAUGUUGCAGCGGAGAAGGCGAGGGGUGUUGCGACUGUUGUUGGCGAGAAGGAGAGAGGGUGCUGUUGAGGGUGUUAGAGAGGCCUUGAGGGCUUAAGCGAGCGCAGUGUGUGAGCCGUGUCUUUGAAGAAGCAUGGUUGUGC